Molecule: messenger RNA, 1618 nt
Organism: Geodia barretti
Lineage: Eukaryota; Metazoa; Porifera; Demospongiae; Tetractinellida; Geodiidae
Source: the annotation of a GenBank genome assembly
GGGGCUGCCGAUGGCGAGUAGUAGUGUGGGCGUGGCUACUUGCCACACCCACGCGCAGGUGCGCAAUAUUUGGAGAUUAUUUAGCCGUCGUAAUCUUUCUUCUACUCCAACUGUGUGCCAUGUCUUCCUCCAGUUCUGGGUCAGGAAGCCUCGUCUCGUGGUCGGUGACGGCCGCGGGGGUGCUGGCGGGCCUGGGAGCGGGGUACGCUCUGGGAAUGUCUAGCAGUAGCUGGCUGACGUCAUCGAGGAGUCGAAGACCGUCCCGAGCCGCCGCUGUCGAGGGAAAUGUGUCUGGAAACCUAGUGGCCGCUCUAGUUGAGCUGACUGCAGAGGUCCGGGGGUGUUUUGAGACCUAUUCAACACUUGCGUAUCGUCUUUCCCUCUCUCAGAUUGCUCGCCUGAGGCAAACCGUAGAGAGUUGCGGUGUGUUGCCGUGUGGCGGUCAGCUACCUCCUUCCCGCCGCUCCAUGCGAGGAGCCAGCACCGCUGACUUCGUCUCUGCUCAGGAAGACAACACGGAGAGUGAUGACGAGUUCUUUGACCCAAAGUAAACCUUCAGAACCCAAUUUUACUUCUUUCGUCUUGCUCUCUUGCCUGCAGUGAGGGAGAGGGAGAAAGGGAGGGAGAGGGAGAAAGCAGUAAAAUGCCAGACUAUGGCCAGCUGGACGAGUUAGGACACAGCUGCCAGGCGAAUCAGGACACGUGUGAAACUCUCAUACGGCAGAUCAGGACAGCUUUGUCUGAGUUUGAAGACGAUGUGGGGUUGCUAUGGAGACUGGCACGUGCCCUGUUCCAUCUGAGCAACCAUGUGGAGCAAGAAAGAGACACAGAGGGCCAGAAACAACUUGUCCAGGAAGCUCUGGAGCAGUGUGAGAGAGGUUUGGAGGUAGAUGACGGGGUGUGGGAGGUACACCAGUGGUACGCCAUUGCCAUUGGCUCUCUCACCAAAUACGAAGGAACCCAGAGAAAGAUUGAAAUGGGCUACAAGUACAAAGAGCACAUUGACAAGGCCAUAUCUUUGAGUCCGGAGGAGAAGACAUUACAUCAUCUCAGAGGAAGAUUCUGUUAUGAGGUGGCUGGAGUGUCGUGGCUGGAGAAGAAGGCUGCAGCUGCUCUGUUUGGGUCUCCUCCAGAGUCCAGCUACGAGGAGGCUCUGGAGAGCCUCAUGAAGGCAGAAGAACGGUCAUCUGAGGAUUGGAAAACGAAUGCUCUCUACAUUGCAAAGUGUCAUCUGAAACUGUCAGAUGUCCCAACUGCAGUGGAGUGGCUACACAAAGCCCACAACAUGCCUACCAGCACACCUGAGGACUUCACAGCCCAAACUGAAGUGGAGGAACUUCUCACACAAAACGACCCAACUUUUGACAACAAUUAAAAAAAGUUUUUUUUAUAUCCUCGCUGUUUUCCACAAUAAUAGAGUUAUAAUUAUUAUCAUUUUUUGUUAUAUUAACUUCAUUUGAGAAUCACUGUGGGGAAAAAUGAGGAAGCAUUACGAUCGAAUGACUAUACAGGCUGUUGGGCUGAGUAUGAUGAAUGGGGACUGAUGAUGACGGUCAGAAGUGGCAGGUGGCAGGGGGAACCCCCUCCCCACUCUCCAGCCUCUGCCUCUUUCUGGCCU